GACAGUCGCUCGCGCUGUGCCACAUUCUCUAGCAGCAGUCAGUCAAAGCAGGGGACAGCCAGCAGCGGACAACGGGGGUUUUGGAUUUACGGAAUAAACCGUGGGCAUUAUAAAUCAAAUUUCCUGCCGCUGUGCGUCCAGCCUGCGUGGAAAGUGUCAGCAUGUCCAGUGAGAUGCAGCCGAGGCCGGACGACAGCCCCAACACCAGUGGGGGAAGCUCGGAUGCCGAGCAGAGGGAGGCAGCUCCUCCGGAGCAGCCUGGCCCUGAGCAGCGGGACCCGUCCCAGCCCAAGAAGAAGGAGGCCAAAAUCUCCAGCAAGACCGCCGCCAAGCUCUCCACCAGCGCCAAGAGGAUCCAGAAGGAGCUAGCAGAGAUAACCUUGGACCCGCCGCCAAAUUGCAGUGCUGGUCCUAAAGGAGACAACAUCUACGAAUGGAGGUCCACCAUCCUGGGCCCCCCUGGCUCUGUGUAUGAGGGAGGAGUAUUUUUCCUAGACAUCGCCUUCACGCCAGACUACCCCUUCAAACCGCCCAAGGUGACGUUCCGUACGAGGAUCUACCACUGCAACAUCAACAGUCAGGGAGUCAUCUGUCUGGACAUCCUGAAGGACAACUGGAGUCCCGCACUCACCAUCUCCAAGGUCCUUCUGUCCAUCUGCUCCCUGCUCACCGACUGCAACCCUGCUGACCCUCUGGUUGGAAGCAUCGCCACACAGUACCUGACCAACAGAGCUGAGCACGACAGGAUAGCCAAACAGUGGACCAAACGCUACGCUACAUAGACCAGCCCACUUCCCCAGGACCUCCCACUCAACCCACACUCAUGUAUGCACACACACCUCCAACACUUCCCCUCCUCUGGAAUCUAUGGAAGCACACCCACCCUGUCAUCCACCCCCCCCAACCCCCCCUCCCUGAGAUAUGAACUGUUAUUUGUUCCAUGCUGACUUGAAAAGCUUCUUUUUAUACAAAGAGUCUAUUGGGAUUGUAUUUUCCAAUACACUGAAUGUUGAUAUGGUCAUGAAAAGCUUUAUUACUGUUAACGUCGAUGUUGUUGUUCUUAUUGCAUUGUUUAUAACAUUGUCGCCACCCUUGUCGUCUUCUAUAUCUAAAUGUUUUAUUCCUGUUUUCAUGUGAUGUAAAAAUGUUCAUACUGAGUGAGUGCAUUUAGUUUUCUUUUUAUUGUUUGAUUUUUUUAUGCAGCUCAUGGUCAAUAUUAGUGCAUGGCAUCAGGACACGUGUUCAUGCAGCGGACAUGUAGUCGCAGUAAUUAUUUCUGUCCCAGCAGAAUUGUGGCAUGGAGUGAGCCCACCAUGAUGUAUGGCAAUAGUGGAUAGUUUGCUGUAGAUUUUAAUGCCUUGUGAGAAUACAUACUCAUUGAAUACUAAUUAAACACUGGCUGUAAUGUGA
Molecule: messenger RNA, 1410 nt
Organism: Melanotaenia boesemani (Boeseman's rainbowfish)
Lineage: Eukaryota; Metazoa; Chordata; Actinopteri; Atheriniformes; Melanotaeniidae
Product: ubiquitin-conjugating enzyme E2 E2-like
Exons: 6
Coding region: 162-782 (206 amino acids)
Biological process (GO): protein polyubiquitination
Cellular component (GO): nucleus
Molecular function (GO): ubiquitin conjugating enzyme activity
Source: RefSeq, a predicted model, not a curated record